Messenger RNA from Magallana angulata, 1837 nucleotides. RefSeq lists its product as uncharacterized. The coding region runs from base 782 to 1837 and encodes 351 amino acids. The record is from RefSeq and is a predicted model, not a curated record. Lineage: Eukaryota; Metazoa; Mollusca; Bivalvia; Ostreida; Ostreidae. The transcript has a single exon.
AGGAGAUCUAGGCAUGCAGUCUGCGUAUCAGUAUUGGUUUGUUGGUGUCCCCACCCAAUGAAAUAAACGGAAUGACUGCUCUAACGGGAGCAUACUUAUUGUUUGAAGUUCUAUGUGUGCUUCCGGGGGUAAAAUACCUUUGAUGACUAUCAUACGAAAUGAAAAGGGAGUGGCGGGUGCGGGAACCAGACUAUGGGACACCUCCAUAUUGUGACGAACUUCUUAUCGAAAUAAACAAUACCCCUUAUAAUUGUUAUCUAACAGCGUAGCGCGAUAGAUUAGAACGUUCACCUCAAAUCUGUAAGUCAAGUGCUCGAAUACCACAGGACCUUAGCUAAUUACAACAUUAAUAUUGGGCAACACUGGGCGUUUUAAAAUCAAUUCGCCAUACCAUAACGAAAUAAAGUAUGGAAAACUAAAUGAGAACAGCAUAACUGAUAAACUGAAAUGAAGAUUAUAGUCCCCCGUAUAGAUCUGUCAACCCAAAUUUUCCGUUUUACAGCUACGCCGUUUGUAGGGGACUUAUAAAAUAAACAUUCUUUAUCUUGCGUUGUAUUUGCUCUGUUUUUCUUUUCACAAAGUGUUCUGAAUAACAGGUAUUUAUUACAGCCAUGAGAAGGUUAAAAUAAAGGAUAAACCUUUCCAUGUGACCACGAGCAUUUAAUGUGCAGUGUGUGCGUGUGUGUGUUUAAGAAAGUGUUACGUGUAAAUUGAUUGAAACUUUUUGAAGUUGGUUAUUUAUAUCGGAUGACGGAUUUAAACAAUAAGUGUAAUUUACAGAAUGUCUGAUAACUGCCGUGUGUCUGAGGCCCUGUACGUAGGUCUAUGUGAUUAUAUAGGGACACCGACAGAAGUGGCCAUUAGGAGGGAGGUGAUGGACAUGAGGGAGAUGAUAAUAAAACCUUUACAAAUACAUGAAGGCCAACGAGUGAUGUACAGUGGUAGUUUAAGAGAAGGUUUUAGGUUUACAUCUUCCGACGUAGACUUGAUGUACUGGUGUACCAAUCAUAAAGUCAUAACUGACUUAUCACAGUCCAGUUUUUAUGAUCUGUCAAAACAUUCCAUUAUUCUCAUGGAGGACACUGAUACACCACCGGGGUUUGCCAGACUACAUCUUCUUGCGUCACCACGAAUCAUAACAUUUGCAUCAUCUCUUGUUCGGUUUAAUGACAGGAUGUAUCUAUCAAAUUCAAAGUGGAGAAAAAUUAUGUUGACAUGGAUUAAAGGUAAAAAAUCAUAUAGCAGUAUAAAAUAUCAUGGUCCUUGUGCAAACAGUUUCAUGGGAUGUGUAGAAUCUGACCACGUUCUUUGUUUGCAUUGUUCCUAUUGGCCAAAGUUAACCGAGGAUUGGAGAAAAAGAUGCGCUCUACAUAACUGGCCCCCUAAGCACGUGCUUGAAGCCAUUCUAAAACAUGGCUGUCAUUUAGUGCCAGUUGGAAGUAAAAUUUUACCAAAUGAAAAUGAAGAUGAAUUAGAAUGGAGAAUGUCAUUUUCUUUGGCGGAACAAAAACUUGUUUAUUCCAUGAACCAUACUCAGUUUUUAUGUUAUGGACUUCUGAAAAUAUUCCUACAGGAAGUCGUCAAUCGAGACAUAGAAGAACCGUUUCUGUGUUCAUAUUUUGUGAAGACUACAUUGUUUUGGCUCAUACAAAUAGGACAUAUCACAUGGUAUCCAAACGGCUUAUUAAAUUAUUUCUGGAAAUGUUUAAAAUUUCUGUUAGAAAGUGUAUAUCGAUGUGUGCUGUCAAACUUUUUUGUUCCACAGAACAACAUGUUUGCCAGUAAAUUAGCGACCGUCGAAGGCGUACGUCAAUCAAGUCCCUUUCAGAAAAGAUAA